UUGAAUGGUUUGCUUUUAUUGUAUAGUAUUCCAAGCACUUCUGACUUUGGCGUUUGAACGGGACUUUUAUUUUGGCGGGGUGCUGUGACGUCACAAGGCUGCGCUGCUCUCCUGCAGCUGUGAUUCGGCUUAAGAAAGAAACUGCUGAAGCAGCUGAGAUCCACGUGACACACUAUUAUAGAGAUGGCGUUUAUUAAAGAGGAAAGUGAAGACUUCAGGAUUGAAGAAGUAUUCAGUCUGAAACAAGAAGAGACUGAGGAACAAACAGACCUGAUUGAGAAGAGUCAAGAGCUGAAGAAUAUGGAAGAGAAAGAGAAAGAUCAUGAUUUAAAAAUUGGAGAAAAGAAGAUGGAAUCUAGGAAUUUUACCUGCCAUCACUGUGUAAAGAGUUUCAAUCGUGAACGAAACCUUAAGGUCCACAUGAGAGUUCACACUGGAGAGAAGCCUUACACCUGUCAACAGUGUGGAAAGAGUUUUGCUCAAAAAGGAAGCCUUGCAGUCCACAUGAGAAUUCACACUGGAGAAAAGCCUUAUACUUGCAAUCAGUGUGGACAGAGUUUUACACAUAAAAGCAAUCUUAAUUCGCACAUGAGAAUUCAUAGUGGAGAGAGCUUGUUUACCUGCCAACAGUGUGGGAAGAAUUUCAUUCAAAAACAUAACCUGGCAGUCCACAUGAGGAUUCACACUGGAGAGAGACAUUUUAUCUGUAAACAGUGUGGUAAGAGUUUUACUCAAAAAGGAAACCUUGAAGUCCACAUGAGAAGUCACACUGGAGAAAAGCCUUAUAUUUGCUCACAGUGUGGACAGAGUUUUAUACAAAAAAGCAACCUUAAAUCCCACAUGAGAAUUCACAGUAGAGAAAGCUUGUACACCUGCCAACAGUGUGGAAAGAAUUUCAAUCAAAAACAAAACCUUAAAGUCCACAUGAGGAUUCACACUGGAGAGAGACAUUAUAUCUGUAAACAGUGUGGAAAGUCUUUCACUCAAAAAGGAAACCUUGAAGUGCACAUGAGAAGUCACACUGGAGAAAAGCCUUAUACUUGCUCUCGUUGUGAAAAGAGUUUUACACACAAAAGCAACCUUAAAUCCCACAUGAGGACUCACAGCGAAGAGAGCUUGUUCACCUGCCAACAGUGUGGGAAGAAUUUCAUUCAGAAACAAAACCUGGAAGUCCACAUGAGGAUUCACACUGGAGAGAGACAUUUUAUCUGUAAACAGUGUGGAAAGAGUUUCACGCAAAAAGGAAACCUUGAAGUCCACAUGUGGAUUCACACUCGAGAAGCAUUUUAUUUGUAAACAGUGUGGAAAGAGUUUUACUCAAAAAGGAAACCUUAAAUUCACAUGAGAAUUCACACUAGAGAGAGGCCUUACAUUGUGUCUACACUGGAAGCAACAAUGCCUAAAGUCUGUCUACACUGGAUACGACAAAGCAACUGUUGCAAAUCAUUUGAACGUUGUGCCAGUAUGUCAUAAUUAGAACGAGGGAGCAGUUUACUGUCCGGGAUUUGCAUCAUGCUGCAUUCAGUGUAGACAGCAUCUCUGAUUAUAAUGAGUUCUAUAAUAUUUUGUCACGCUGCGAUCAAUGUGGAAAGAGGUUCAUAAGCCAACUAAACCGUAGAUACUGCAUGACCAUUCACCUUAGAGAGAAACAUUUCAUAUAUGGUCAAUGUGGAAGGAAGACAUGUUCACAAGUCUUUAACUUGGAGUCUGAGUCAAGUCUGAAGUCUUUCAAAGCAAAUAGUUUCAAGACAUCUUGUUAUUUAAGAUAAACUGCACACAUCAGCUGUUGAAUCAAAAAAAGGGACGCCUGGAAAUCUAUUUGUAAUGAAUUUAAUGAUAUACUGGA
Molecule: messenger RNA, 1846 nt
Organism: Cyprinus carpio (common carp)
Lineage: Eukaryota; Metazoa; Chordata; Actinopteri; Cypriniformes; Cyprinidae
Biological process (GO): regulation of transcription by RNA polymerase II
Molecular function (GO): RNA polymerase II cis-regulatory region sequence-specific DNA binding; DNA-binding transcription factor activity
Source: RefSeq, a predicted model, not a curated record